Molecule: messenger RNA, 1110 nt
Organism: Aphidius gifuensis
Lineage: Eukaryota; Metazoa; Arthropoda; Insecta; Hymenoptera; Braconidae
Product: leucine-rich repeats and immunoglobulin-like domains protein 2
Exons: 3
Coding region: 1-1110 (369 amino acids)
Cellular component (GO): plasma membrane
Molecular function (GO): protein binding
Source: RefSeq, a predicted model, not a curated record
AUGAAUAAAAAUUUAUCACUGCUUGACUUGAGUUAUAACUCUUUGACUCAUAUUAAACAAGAUACAUUUUUUGGUCUUAAAACAAAGGUAUUAGAUAUAUCACAUAAUAAAAUUAUUGAAAUUGAUGAUGGUGUAUUUAAAAACAUGAAUAUUGAUCAUCUAUAUUACUAUCAUAAUGUUGGUGUUUUUAAUAAUUCUCGUAAUUGGUAUCUUGAUGAUUCACAAAUAGAAAAUAACUGUGUUACUCAAGAUACAUACAGAAUUUGUAUGAAAAGAAAAACUUUAACAUCUAUUGAUAUGCCAUAUGAACAUUCAUUUUCUCAAUCAUUAUUGUCGUCUUUUGUCGGAUGGCUUAUAACAAGUGAUACACUUAAAAUAUCUGACGAGAGAAUAUCGUCAAUGGGUAAAUAUGUAUUUAAAGAUUUUGAAUUUUUCAUUCAUCCUGAAUCAUUUGAUGGUUUGUUAAAUUUGGAAAAUUUAGAAUUAAAUGUUGGACCUGUUGAACUUAAAGAAAAUUUAUUUGAUGGUUUAAUAUCACUAAAAUAUUUAAAAAUUGAAAUUAAAUAUAAUCCACAAUCACCUUCGAAAUAUAUCAAUAAUGUAUUAAAAACUGUUCCAAGUUUGAGGGUAUUGGAAAUUUUAAAAAGUGAUUCAGUUAAUAUUUGUGAAAAUCCAAGAUCCAAUAACAAUUUACUGUCUAUCACAGGUCUUUAUUAUACUGGUGGAUCAAUCAGUAAAUUACCAACAAAUUCAUUAUUGUGUCUACAGAAUCUGGAAAAAUUGUCAAUAACACAAACACAACUGACGACAAUUGAAGCUGGUGUAUUUGAUUCAAUGGAUACUCUCAAAUAUAUAAAUUUGGCACUCAACAAAAUAACUCAUAUUUCUACUGGUGUUUUUAAUUAUUUAAAUAACCUAAUUACACUCGAUCUAAACCAUAAUAAAAUCAGUGACAUCGAUAGUAAAUCAUUGAUGAAAUCUGAUAAUAAUAAUUUACGUCUUCUCAAUUUAAGUUACAAUGAACUCACAGUUAUUAAAAAAGAUAUUUUUAAAAAUUACUCCAGUAAAAGAAGUUUGGAAGAUUCCUUCAUUUACUUUUGUUCAUCAUAA